CUCUGAUAACCCCACCCCACUCACAGACGUUCCUCUGAGCUUUCAUGUGAAGGUUUGGGUUAAAAAGCUUCAUCAGCUGGGAUGACAUCUUGUUUUUUAGGUGACAGAUGAGGAGAAACUUCCUCCACAUCCCACUCUGGCUGAAUGCUGGCUUAGUUGAGAUCAGAGGGACAUUGGUGACACGAGAACUUUAAGUCCAGCUGCAGUACCACAACUCGGCCAGCAGGUGUCACUGUUUAGUUACUGCAGGUUGUAGUUUAACCUGAUUGGACACAGGGAACCAAUGGAAAGCCUGCAGAGGUGCGUUCAGAGGCACCUGUAGAAUGAAGUUUGUUCUUUGUAAAGUCUGUUUGUUUCUGGUGAGAAAAUCAUCACAUUUUACACAUUCAACGAUAUUCUUUGUUUUUUCAGCUUUUAUUUAGCACCAGAGAUGAAAAUAAAGUGUCAGUGGAAGAAAGUAAAGUUAGUCUUCAUUUCUGAGCACAGUUAGCUGGAUUUGUUAAAGUCAGAAGCAGACAGUGAUGAAUGAGUUUCUGUUGGGGGACGCAGGUUGUGUUAAAUAUUUCUCACAUUAUAAAAACUGACAGCUGCAGCGUUGUGGACCUUGAACGCAUCUCCUCAUGUUCUUUUUUUUUUUUUUUUUUUAUAAUCCAUCGACCUGCAGUCCAGCUUCCUGGCUGAAGUGUCGCCAGGACCAGAAACUUUCCAAAUCCUUGCAGGAGGCCACAGAAACUGCCUGUUUUCUGGCUUUCAGCAGCUCUGAAGAAUCUCCUGCAUCAGCUGUAAACCAGACCAGGAUCUGGAUGUCUGUAGACUGUGAUCUGGAGUUCAGCCUGGCGGAGGAGCAGGACUUUCAGCAGGUCCUGAAGCUCUGCACCUCUGAGGACUACAACGGGCUGGACUACAUGUCGGCUUUCUAUCACCGCUGGCUGCAGGAGCCUGGAAGGGUCGUCUUUAUUGCCAGGAUGAAGAGCAGAGUGGUGGGGCUGGAAUCUGCUCUGCUGGUGGACGGUGGGCAGUCUGUGGUGUUUCAGGGUCGCAGAGUGGCUCCUGAUCUGAGGGGCAGCGGCAUCGCUGGCGCCCUCCAGAGGCACGUCAGCGACUACGUCCGCCGCCACCACCCAGAAGUCUGUGUUGCCAGGUUGAGCCGAGGAGACCAGCCUUCACCACAAACGCUGGCGAAGUACAGGCUGGUUGCUAAAGAGGCCAUCUUGUCUCUGUGCUGUGAGGCGGCCAACCUCGGACCCUUCAUCGCCGAGCUGCAGUCCAGACUCCAUCAGACCAGCUCUCAGGGUCCAGUUACUCUGAGCCAGCAGCAGGCGGAGACCCUGAUCCUGAGCGACCACGUGGUUUCCAACCUGCUGCCUGGAAAGACCAUCAUCAAUGACUGGGAGCCUCUGAAGCCGGUGGAGGCCAACCUGGAGGUGCUGCGCCGCAGGGGGCUGACCUACAUCACAGACCAGGAGUCUGAACCCUCAGCCCUCAGCUUGUGCACGCCACCGUACGCUGUUCCCUAUCGCCACGACGCCCUGCGCAUCAAUAUCAACAUCUUUGGCCGGCGUUUAGCUCCGGUUUGCGCCGUGUUUCUGGCUCAGCUCAGAGCGCUGCUGCCGAGCGUCCGAGGUUACCUGGUCUGCCACAGCUACCUGGACCCAGCUGUUUGGUCAGGGUUGCAGCAGUUCUGCCAGAAUAAGUCCAACGUGUCUCUUUUUAAGGACUACUGGGAGGAGGUGAUACUGGAGACAGACCUCUGAACUGGCUUGGAACCGCUGUCUGGUUUAGAAGCUGAAUUAAAGCAGAAUUAUUCAA
Melanotaenia boesemani (Boeseman's rainbowfish) is the source of this 1809-nucleotide messenger RNA. RefSeq names its product histidine N-acetyltransferase-like. Gene Ontology annotation, molecular function: acyltransferase activity, transferring groups other than amino-acyl groups. The record is from RefSeq and is a predicted model, not a curated record. The transcript is spliced from 4 exons. The coding region runs from base 621 to 1754 and encodes 377 amino acids. Lineage: Eukaryota; Metazoa; Chordata; Actinopteri; Atheriniformes; Melanotaeniidae.